This is a messenger RNA of Mytilinidion resinicola, 1329 nucleotides long. RefSeq lists its product as uncharacterized. Bases 100 to 1068 code for a protein of 322 amino acids. Lineage: Eukaryota; Fungi; Ascomycota; Dothideomycetes; Mytilinidiales; Mytilinidiaceae. The transcript has a single exon. The record is from RefSeq and is a predicted model, not a curated record.
CUUCGACAGACCCGAGGAAUAGCAGGAAGAGCGCGAAUCUCCACCAAAACCUACACAAACUCCAUCAUAGACGCCACCACGACCGGGUGGUCAGUGUACAUGACGCAAACCUGCGACUUCAACAUAGCCGGCCAAGCCUGUUACCACUACUCAUCCGUGAUCAAGAACAACCCCGCCUCUAGCUGGGACACUCUGCCCUGCCCCUUCGACAACGAGAAGUGUGCCCAGAAAACCCACCGCCCGUGGGUAGCCACCUACCGCAAGGAGCACGAUGCGUGGUCAGCGAAAGUCCCCGGCAGCAGAGACUGCCAGCGCGACGAGUACCCGCCCGCCAACUUCCUCGCCGAGAACGACGGCCGCAGCGCGCUGUACAAGGACUACUACGAGGCCGAGUACCGCGGGACCAACCAAGCCACAGUCUGGCAGCUACCAGGCCAAGGCUCGCAGCAAUACAUCCGCUUCCUCAACGCCGCCGACAACAACGCCGGCGGCAACCUCUUCGGCCGCUGCGUCGAUCGCGUGGGCGCGGACGGAGGUGUCACAUCCGGCGUGGACUACACAACCCACUCGACGCCUAGCACGCGGGUCGACUGCGCCGGCAAGACAGAGGUGUGGGUGCUCGUUACGCGCGUCUACACGCGCCAUGCUGUCUCGCUGGUGUUUGCGAAUACGCCGAGGGUGGUGGUGGAUGAUGGGCUGUAUGAGAACACGUGCACGCCGUCGCAGGCUGGCGUCGACCACCGCGGGUUUGCGCUGCUGAACGAGGAUCCGUGGUUCCGGAAGCCGGGAAGGGCGGCGAAUGCGGCGCUGACUUCGCUGUAUUCGGUCGCGCCGAUGUGGAGACGGGAUAGUGGUCCCGUGGCUCGCAAUGGGAUGGGGAGAGCGCUAGAUGAGGAGGUGGAGGUGGAUGUGGAGGACAAUGCUUGGCUCGCGGAGUUGGAAGCUCGAGUAGUGCCUGCGGAGACUGUUGCGACGGUUACGGGACUUAGCCCACGCGUAGCCAUCGCGGCGUCGACAGAGGCGGCUUCUGUGCCGGAUAUGCCCAAGGAGACCGGGGGCGCGAGGUGAUGUCGGAAACAGGGAGCAGGCCUACAGUCAGAGCAUGUACGGACUUCCUCUCAACCGUUUGGACCACUUCAACAACGUUAUGAGAAGUUUGGACUGAACGACUUCCCUCUACCGCACUUCAUCGCCGGCCCCUCUUGUAUCAACACAAUACCAUCAUAGAUCUAUAUACGCGGCGCAUAUAAUACUCUGGCACAGUCUUCUCACGGUGUUUUCUCAUUCCGGGAACUCAGCUACAAUAAUAUAUCAUAAUAGACCACCGUA